UGUGUUUCUCGUCGAGCAUCAAUCACCAGCCCCUGCUCCUCUUCCUCCUUGAUCCCGUUCGACAGCUACAAGGAGCGUGAACAUCACAAUGGUGGAUGCUGCGGCUAGCUCGUCGUCGAUGGCCAACCACGAGCGACCGGGCGCGCAUACCCAGCGCUACGACCGGCAGCUGCGUCUGUGGGCUUCCUCGGGCCAGAAGUCGCUCGAGUCAGCUCACGUCCUCUGUAUUGGGGGCUCCUACCUCUCUGCAUGUGUAUUGAAGAACCUGGUCCUGCCUGGCAUCGGCGCAUUCACGAUCCUCGAUGGCCAGAAUGUGACGGACUUCGACGUGGGGAACAACUUCUUCAUCGAGCCUGACUCCAAGGGAAAAAGCAGGGCAGAGGAGGAGAUCAAGACUUUGUGCGAGCUCAAUCCCAGCGUAAAGGGCUACGCUAUCCACGAGGAUCCAAAGGAGUUCGUGAAGAGAGCAAAGGAGGCACUGGCCUCUGGUACCUACUCGCUCGUCGUAGCGACCAACCAGGCGCCCGAUGUCCUUUUGCCGCUCUCUGACACGGCUUGGGAGGCGAAUGUACCGCUCAUGGCGGUUCGAGGUGCUGGUCUGGUGGGCGAAGUGAGGGUGCAGGUCAAAGAGCUUGGAAUCAUCGAGACGCACCCGGAAAAUACAAUCGAUCUGCGCUUGACGUCUCCUUGGCCAACACUGAAGACAUUCGCCCGCUCGUUCAAUAUCGAGCCGCAAGACUCGAUGGAAUUCAGUCACAUCCCCUUUGUCGUCAUCCUUCUUCGGAAGCUCGAAGAAUGGAAGUCUUCGCAUGGUGGGGCACUCCCAGUGCCUUCCAAGGACCGCAAAGCUUUCAGCGACCUAAUCAACGCCUUUAGAAAGAGAGACAAUCCAGACGCCGAAAACAUCGAUGAGGCAGUCAACGCCCUCGGCCAGCACAUCUGGCGUCCGAUCGCAAAUACAGCAGAUGACCAUGUACCCCAUGACGUAAAGACACUCUUUGCCGAUGACGCCUGCGAACACAUUUCCUCAAAGUCAACAAACUUUUGGAUCUUGAUUCGAGCAUUAAAGAGCUUCGUCCAGGCAUCUUCGACGGAUAGUCCACCGGGCGGCGAUGGUCACUUGCCUCUUCCGGGGUCGCUGCCCGAUAUGAAGGCUCUAUCUGCGACAUACAUCGAGCUCCAAAAGCUCUACAAGGCCAAGUCAUCACAGGACAUCGCUGCACUGAAGCUGCACCUAGCCAAGGUCCUCGCAGAGGCCAAGCUGCCCGACGGCGUCAUCUCUGAUCAGGAGAUUGAGAGCUUUGCAAAGCAUGCGGCCUACCUUCAUCUUGUCCGUGGAAAGAGCAUCAGAGAGAGCCUCAAUUCGCCUGCUCAGGAAGCCAUCGCCAUGGGCUUCAUGGACCCCAUCAACCCCGUCACUAUCCCUCAGCACAUUUCCCUCCUUACGGCCGACGAGUUCUACACGAAGCGCGGCGGCCGAUUCCCUGGUUCGAGCGUCGCAUUCACCCGCUCUAUCACGGGCGCAUCUUUGGGCGACCUAAAGGAGGUAGAGGAAGACGUAGUGAAGAUGAAGCGGGAAUCUGCGGACGAGGCCGACAUGAUCAGCGACUCGGCAGAAGUUUGUGAUCGACUGGGUGUCAAGGACGAUGAGGAACGAGAGAUGGUCUUUGAUGCUUGCAAAGAGUUUGCCAGGUCCGGACAUGGCGAUCUGCCAAGCACAGCGGCGUUCCUCGGUGGCGUGGCGGCGCAGGAGAUCAUCAAAAUUACGACGAGGCAGUACAUUCCCCUCAACAACACCGCCGUCUAUGACGGCAUCAAGCAGACGAUUGGCAUCUUCAAAUUCUGACAGCAUGUAGCCUGCUUUCCACCCUUCAUCCUCCUAGAGAACGAUCUGUACUCGUGCACCGGCGGCGGAUUGUUGAAAGAUGCUGCUGUUGCUGGUGCGCACUCGCUUUAUGAAUUCGUCAUCU
Molecule: messenger RNA, 1970 nt
Organism: Acaromyces ingoldii
Lineage: Eukaryota; Fungi; Basidiomycota; Exobasidiomycetes; Exobasidiales; Cryptobasidiaceae
Exons: 8
Coding region: 89-1846 (585 amino acids)
Biological process (GO): protein neddylation
Cellular component (GO): cytoplasm
Molecular function (GO): NEDD8 activating enzyme activity
Source: RefSeq, a predicted model, not a curated record